UAAUAGAAAAUUCAAAAUCACUGGUGCAGUACUCACGACUCUACGGUAUUUGCUGGAGUAACUUGAAACGAGUUUUCGUUAACAACAGAUCUGUGAUAUCUGUUAAUAUUUCCCCUGAUACUCUUUAUCGGGGCAUUAUUACUUCGAUGAAGACUGGAAUAACCUCUGAUUUCCCCACGUGAACUCGUCCCUCGAUUUAUUAUCCACUCUAAUGAAUUAAUUCCCUGAAAAAUGGGAGAUAAUCUCUUGAACUUCACUGUUCUAGAUGCAGUCGACAACAUAUUGAUCUAUUUCCUUGAGAACUUAUUUCCCAUCGAUCAAACAACUUGUAAAUAAUGAGAAUAGAAGUAUCAGCAGUGUUUUGAAGCCGAUGCGCAUGAUUGUGACGCAAGAACCGGCGGGAAAUCCCCGAUCUUCGAAAAUUCGUCAUUCAAAUGGCGUGAGAAAUUAGUCGAGCGAGUGCAGUGGACGGAGAAAGUUGCAUUUAACAUCUAACGGGAUAAAUUGACAACAAUAACAACAACAACAAUAAUAAUAAUAAUAAUAAUAAUAAUAAUAAUAAUUUAGUCAUGUUAAUUAAAUUUUUCGAGUUUUCGUUGGUGAUUUUCCUUCUGAAUAGAAGUCACGGAUUUUCCAUUUCAACUUUGGAUGAAUUGGGGGUCGACUAUUCAAGAUUACAAAACGUUGAUAGCAGUAUUACUGAUGACGCAACUCCGGAUGAAUUGAAACAUGGACACGAGAUAAUCCGCGGAAAGAGAUGCGAGAAGAGUGUGACAGUGUUCAAUGGCAAGCAUGCGGCAUGCCAGGGUGAUAUCAUCUUCGAGGAGGAGUUCAAUGAGAAAGUCACGGGGGAUUCCCCGGACGGCGACGCCCUGAGACAGGAUAAUUUCAACUUGUUGAACUCGUCUCUGUGGAGUAGAGAAGUGAAAAUUCCUCAGCAGCCAGAUUAUGGAUUUUGUGUCUAUCACAAGCUGGGAAAGAACAUAAAAAUUGAUAAUGGAGUGCUGAGAAUCGUGCCGACGCUGUUGGAGGAUGAGUUUGGCGAGAAUAUCGUGUAUUUCGGGAGUCUUCAGUUAGCGGAUUGUGACGGACUUGUCCAGGAAUGCUACCGGAAUGCGACAUCUUACAACAUUCUGCCGCCAAUAAUUUCCGCGCGCCUGACGACAAAGAACACCUUGAAUUUUCGUUACGGAAAAAUUGAAGUCAGAGCGAAAUUCCCCAAGGGCGAUUGGCUCAUCCCGGAGAUGAUGAUCCAGGGGAUGAACGCCGGUCACAAAGCGAGAAUAACUUUGGGGAUGGCCAGAGGCAAUGACAACUUCCAAACGAGCGACGACUCCCGCGCAGAUUUUAGCUCGAGACUACUGGAAUUCGAAGUCAAGGGCGCGGCUCCCGCGAAACUAACGAAAUUGAAGAAUUUCGGAUUUUGGAAUGACGAGUUUCACGUUUACAGGACAAUCUGGACCGAGAGGGGAUUCACUUUCGAAGUCGAUAACGAAAGAGUAGGCGAGAUACCUCAUCCCCACAGCGAAGACAACACGGAUUCCCCUAAAGACUUCUAUCUAACGUUCGGCUUAGGCGUAGGUGGGAUGCAGGCAUUCCCCGACAACACAAGAAGCGGUAAUUACGAAAAACCUUGGAGGAACGUUGAAGCGAAGGCUAUGCUCCGUUUUUGGCAGGCCAAGGACCAGUGGCUACCGACCUGGCGUCUCGGUACGAAACACUCAGCGGCACUUGAAAUUGACUACGUGAAAAUAUCUGCUGUUUAAUUUUUUUUUUCAUCCUCGAGGGACUGCGAAUUCCGGGGACGAGAGGGGCAAAGUAAACUGUUGUGUCAAGUCCUCUCAUGAUUUAUCCAACCGUUUGUCUUUAUCAUUUUAAAAGAACUCAUUCCAGCCAAUUUACAAAAAAGAUUUAAAUAUUCUCAUCAAAAUACAAAAAUAGUGUGAUAUUUUGUGUAUUUGAUUUUCAAUUAUCUAAAUAAUCGUCAAUCUUCCUGCCUAAAUUAUUGGUUAAUAGAAUAUUAACAAAUGUGAAUGUACAAAUUAAUGGUUAAUUUAAUAUUUAAAAUUUUAAGGUUUAUGUUAAAAAUUGAACUUG
Molecule: messenger RNA, 2097 nt
Organism: Diachasma alloeum
Lineage: Eukaryota; Metazoa; Arthropoda; Insecta; Hymenoptera; Braconidae
Product: beta-1,3-glucan-binding protein
Exons: 6
Coding region: 570-1766 (398 amino acids)
Biological process (GO): carbohydrate metabolic process
Molecular function (GO): hydrolase activity, hydrolyzing O-glycosyl compounds
Source: RefSeq, a predicted model, not a curated record